Messenger RNA from Ostreococcus tauri, 2127 nucleotides. RefSeq names its product Ribonuclease II/R. Gene Ontology annotation, biological process: mRNA catabolic process. The transcript has a single exon. Bases 1 to 2127 code for a protein of 708 amino acids. Gene Ontology annotation, molecular function: RNA binding; 3'-5'-RNA exonuclease activity. The record is from RefSeq and is a predicted model, not a curated record. Gene Ontology annotation, cellular component: P-body; exosome (RNase complex). Lineage: Eukaryota; Viridiplantae; Chlorophyta; Mamiellophyceae; Mamiellales; Bathycoccaceae.
AUGGAUGGGGGGUGGACGCUCGACGCGGGGGCGUCGGUGGCGUACGCGAGAAAGGGCGCGCUGCGUGCGGGCGUCGUGGAACGACGAGACGGGAAGGCGGCGCUCGUGGUGCGAGAGUUCCCGAGCUUGGAGAGCGUUAAGGUGAGCGAGAAGAGCGUGGAGAUGCGGUUCGCCGCGAGCGCGGAUGCGGAGACGGCGGAGGCGUUCGCGAGCGAGGUGGCGGCGAACGCGCAGCGAGCGGACGCGCUUCUAUCGGCGGCUUGGGAGCUCAUCAAUGAGUUUGGAUUGGAAGAUGGAGAGGUGUGCGAUGCGUCAUACGUGAGUGAGCUCAUGUUCGAGGGCGAAGAGCGCGCGGCGGGGGCGAACGCGUUCGCGGCGUACCGACUAUUACAGUCGCAGGCGGGCGGAACGUACUUCAAGGCAAAGGGCAAGGGGACGUACGAGGCGCGACCGAGUGACCAAAUAGAGGCGUUGAAGAAAAAAAUAGAGGCCGAGACGCGGGCCGCGGCGGUCGAGGAUGAGUUUUUAGACGAGAUCAGGGCGGCAAUCGCCGCGCCUCGUGGAGACAAGCCGCGCGGCCAGACGCUUUGGAGGGCGAGCGCGGAAGAUAACGAUGCUCGCGUCCGCAGACUGGAGGCUCUGCAGGCGUACGCUUUGGGUGAUAAGUUUCAUUCCGCGGUUGAAAAAGCGAUGGCGGACGAUUUGCUGGGAAAGCUCGGGUUCCCGCGCUCGUCAGAGAGCGCGCUCAAGUUGCUGAUUUCUACAGGCACUUGGAGCACUCACGAGAACGUAUCGGUGAGAAAGUACGGCGUGCCGAUCGAUUUCCCGCAAGAAGCUCUCGACGAGUGCGCUAGUAUUUUGGCUAAUCCACCCGCGGACGUCGAUGCGUCUUCGCGAGUCGACUUGACGCACCUCAGCGCGUACGCGAUUGACGACGCUGGAACCGUUGAGGUGGAUGACGCGGUGAGCGCAGAGUCUCUCGACGAGGGACGGAUUCGAGUGUGGGUGCACGUGGCCGAUCCCUCCAGAUGGGUCACCAUGAACUCAACGCUCGAUAUCACCGCGCGGGGAAGGGCAACGACGCUAUACUAUCCCACCGAGUUGGUGCCGAUGUUCCCACUGGACAUCUCGGCGGGACCGAUGUCGCUCGGCGCUAACGCCGAGGCGAGCGAGGCGAUGACGAUUCGCGCUGAUGUAGAUGCUGAUGGAAAUAUCGAGGACUUUGACAUCACUCCAAGUCUGGUGAAGAUCGAUAGAAGAUGGACGUACGAUGAGGUUGACGCCGAGCUCGAUAGCGUGACGUGUGACGCGUCGCUUCGUCUACUGUACAAGGUCGCGAGCGCGCGGGACGAGAGAAGAGCCGAUGAUGGUUCUGUCACGAUUAUCCUUCCAGAAACGUCCAUCAAAGUUCAAGGAGCGACGGCGCGAGGCGGCGAAGAUGACGCCACGGUCGAGAUGGUCAAACUGGAGUCAAACACAGCAUCUCGAACUCUCGUCUCAGAGCUCAUGAUCCUUGCAGGCGACGUCGUGGCUCGGUUCGGGAUCAAGGAAAAUCUACCACUCCCUUUCCGCGGCCAGGGUGAGCCGCGACUGAUGUCGGACGACGAAUGGGACGAGAUACCGGAAGGUAUUUGCCAAGACAUGGCGAUGCGCUCGUGCAUGAACGCCUCGACGGGUGGCGCAACGCCGAGACCGCACUCGGGUUUGGGUCUCGACGCGUACGUGCAGUUCACGUCUCCCAUUCGCCGGUACGCCGACCUUUUAGCGCAUUAUCAGAUUAAGGCGUAUCUGCGAGGGGAGCAACCGCCCUUCGAUACGGAAUCGAUGGAGCGUGUGAUCGAGGAUAUCGGAAACUCUGUGGGCGGCGCCAUACGCUCUCAGCGCGAGACUUCAAAGUAUUGGGCAUCCGUGUACUUCGCUUCACAACCCGCGUCGGCGCGAUGGACGGCCAAGGUGGUCAAGUUUCUCCGUGGCGAUGAUUUGGUUAUCGUCAUUUUCGAUGACCUCGGGUUCGAGUCUGUCGUGAAGCUCGACAGACCGGCACUUUUGGGAGAGUCGGUGACGCUCAGGGUUGUCGGCGCCGAGCCGCACGCCGGUUCUAUCACGUUCGCUCGUGUCCAUGAGUAA